CGGCGCUUCACAGUCAGUCAGCGGCGGGCCACAGAUGUAGGUGGAGCCGGCGAGGCGAAGGAGGCGGCGGUGCUGCUCUGUCAAGAAGUCAGCGGAGUUCCAACGUCGACGGUCCUGCGGCGUCUUUUCACCGAGAAAAGCCAAGAGUUCGCCCGCGGAAGAGGAGAGGCGAGACCCGGACGCAGCCAUGGACGGUGUGUACGGAUGGGGCCACCCCUCAAUCAACCCAGUCAUGCCGACGAACCCCUACAUAGAGAUCAUCGAGCAGCCGAAGCAAAGGGGGAUGAGGUUCCGGUACAAGUGCGAGGGCCGCUCCGCCGGGAGCAUUCCUGGAGAGAAGAGCAACGACACCACCAAGACGUAUCCAGCCAUCAAGGUGAAUAAUUACAACGGUCCGCUGAGAGUUCGCAUCUCCCUGGUGACCAAAAACACACCGCACAAGCCCCACCCCCAUGAACUGGUUGGAAAAGACUGCAAGCAUGGCUACUACGAGGCAGACCUGCAGGAGAGGAGAAUACACAGUUUUCAGAAUCUGGGCAUACAGUGUGUGAAGAAGAAGGACGUGAAUGACGCCAUCACCUGCAGGCUGCAGACCAACAACAACCCUUUCAACAUUCCUGAGUCCAAGGUGUGGGAGGAGGAGUUUGACCUGAAUUCGGUGCGGCUUUGCUUCCAGGCCAAGAUCACGCUCCCCACAGGGGAGCUGUACCCUCUGGAGCCGGUCGUGUCACAGCCCAUCUACGACAACAGGGCGCCAAACACAGCCGAGUUAAAGAUCUGCAGAAUCAACCGGAACUCUGGAACCUGCAAAGGAGGCGAUGAAAUCUUUCUGCUGUGUGACAAAGUGCAAAAAGAGGACAUCGAGGUGCGUUUCUUCCAGGACUCCUGGGAGGGGAAGGGCACCUUCUCCCAGGCGGACGUGCACAGGCAGGUGGCGAUCGUCUUCCGCACGCCGCCCUACCGUGACACCAACCUUGUUGAGCCAGUUAAGGUGAAGAUGCAGCUUCGGCGGCCGUCUGACCGUGAAGUGAGCGAGCCUGUGGACUUCCAGUACCUACCAGCUGACCCAGAUGAAUACCGGCUGAAUGAGAAGAGAAAGCGGACAGCAGAUGUAUUCCAGAACUUGAAGCUGGGGUCGAUGCUGUCCAGUGUUUCCAUCCCAUCAGACCGGCGGCAAAUGAACUUUGCAAGGAGAACAGUCCCACCUAAACUUUCCUCUGUGAAUGUGUCAACCGGGACCGAGACGCCCCCUGGUGCCAGUGCAGCCAAACCACAGGCCCCUUUCCUCUUCACUCAGCCGAUCCAGGCCCCUGCGCCGCACAAGAGGGAGCUCCCCGACGCAACUUCAAGCCAACCCUGGAGAUUUAUGGAGACUCUGAAGAAAGAUUUACAGACCCCCUUCGCAGGGAGUUCUUCAUCAGCCGCUCCCUCCUCCUCCACCACCAUCAGCGCCUCCACGGCGAGCAACCAAUACCCCACAGUCAACAUAGCAGACCUUCAGGAGUUCUUCCCCAACAUUUUGUCCCCCAUGAAUCAGGAGGCAGAAGCCACUCAAGCUAGUAGUGCGCCCCCUCAGGCCAGCAGCUCCUUCCCCCUCCAGGCCUCGCAGUUCUCCACAAACCCCGCAGAAGACGACCUCCCAGAGUUCCCCAGCUUCUCUGAGGGCCAGGUCCCCAUCACCCUGGAUAGCCUGAACAUGGACGACUUUGAGGACCUUUUGAACGUGGGCGGGGGUGGCGCCGUUCCCAUUGGAAGUUCGGGCCAGCAGCCCCACGCCACCGCACCUCCCCAGAAUCCCACAGCGGGCCAGAACCCCUCGGACCCUGCUGGCAACCCAGGAAGCACCUGGAUGAACUACCCCAACAGCAUCGUCAACCUGCUGCAGAGCGAGGGCAUGAUGGACGCCGCCCCCCUCAACAACCACCACAGCGGCUACGCAGAACCCGACGACUACCAGCUGCUGUCCGCCGACGACGACCGCCUCAUGUCCAUUUACGAAAAUGAAAAUCACGCCGAGUUUGUGGCGGGACGCCAGACCUAAAGGACCCUUUCACCAAAGACUUCUGCUUUCUGCCUUCAGGACUGAAAAGAUGCCAAGGGGAAACAGAAAGACCGCUCACUGUGGACAAAGAAACCCCCCAACCACAGAUUCAGAUCAUGUCCUUAUCAUUACAGAACCAUUAUGUGGAAGACGACCCGCGCGUGUUCAUCAGCUGAUGAUGGCGUCGCUUCGCUGACACGUGUUUGGCAGGUUUUUGUACUGUAUCUGAACAAGUUUAUCUGCUGUUUUUAGAGGAAGUUUGGGGUUUUGAAUCCAAAAAUGAACAGCCUGGUAUGUUGGCAUGUUAGCAUUAUACCCUUUUUUUUUUAUCAAGUGUCCCUUUGGUUUGAAGUGUCAUCCGAAGGUUUUGUCUGCGUGUGUAAAGAACCACAUGAAGGUCUACAUGUAAAUAUUUACAGGUUGAACAUGUGCUUGCAGACCAGUCCGUGUUCCUGCUUCUGUUAUCCUGGUGUUUCUACGGUUACUGUCCAAAGAACCGACUUUUCUGUUUUGCUUUUGGUCAGCAGCCCCCCCCUCCACACACAGACAUUAUGCCUAACCUUUUUUCACAAUAAAAUCGACAGAAUGUAAA
Messenger RNA from Oryzias latipes (Japanese medaka), 2633 nucleotides. It is a transcript of the gene rela, whose product is annotated as RELA proto-oncogene, NF-kB subunit a. Gene Ontology annotation, biological process: innate immune response; cellular response to stress; canonical NF-kappaB signal transduction. Lineage: Eukaryota; Metazoa; Chordata; Actinopteri; Beloniformes; Adrianichthyidae. Gene Ontology annotation, cellular component: cytoplasm; nucleus. The record is from RefSeq and is a predicted model, not a curated record. Gene Ontology annotation, molecular function: DNA-binding transcription factor activity, RNA polymerase II-specific; RNA polymerase II cis-regulatory region sequence-specific DNA binding.